CUAUUACCCACGUUCCUUGACGGGGCGCUUGAAAAGAAGGGAAGUUAUCUUGCCGAAGUCAUGCAAUGACGAAAGCCAAAGCCACGCCUCUCCAUUCGAUGACCGAGAUGACCGCCGCCACACAGAAAGCGCGCGCAACAGGCGCAACUUCCAUCAUUCCCGGCCUCCGUCCAACCCUGCGUCCAACCCCCCCGCAACGUUCUGCCCACGUUCCCAGGCUGCAUUGUUGCAACCUGGACAUAGCAUAUUCCUUCUCGACUCUCCACACACUUGACAUUCGGGGACAGUACACUACAGGGAGCGUCUGAGGCACUCGGACGGUUCAGCACAAGAAAGCGAAAUAAACGGUCAAUUUCCACCGGCGUUCCAUCUUCGAAGCUCCGCGACAACAAUCACGAUGAAGUCGCUCACUUUGCGAGUUAAAGUCAUAUCGGCAAGGGAUUUGGUUGCCAAGGAUAGACGAGGGACGAGCGAUCCUUUCGUCGUGCUGAAGUUGGGUGGGCAGACUUGCAAGACGAAAGUCGUAUCGAAGAAUCUGAAUCCGACAUGGAAUGAAGAAUUCGAUUUCGUGUUGACGCCAGUUCUUUUCGAUGCCUCCCUGGAUUUGACUCUCUGGGACAAGGAUCUUAUCGGAAAAGAUUUUCUCGGGCAAAUAUCCAUCAAGGUAGCCGAUAUUCUCCGCCUCGUCGGCCAUCAUGCAUACGAUGACGCGAGAAAUGAGCCCUUUGCGGAUCCCGUUCACGGCAGAAAGGCUUCUGAUAUUGUCACCGGCGAACUGAGCAUGAAGUUGGGCUUUGUUGGAGAAAUCGACCAGGAUCUACUCGCGAUGUUCGACAGUUCGGAACACAAUGCUGUUCAUGCCACGCUGAUGACAAGUGAUGAUCCUGCGGACGAUUUCUAUUUCAAUCAAUUCGUGGGCUCCGAAACCCCACAGGGCGAGGGACCAGAUGCAGAUGCCCUUAUCGACGACAGCGCUUCCGAAAGCUCAGACGCGCCGAAUGGGGAUACCAGCGACGAAGGGACACCUACCGUGAUUGACCACAAUGCGCAAAUGGGGCUUCUCACCGUGGAUAUCGUAGGGGCUACGAAUCUGCCUUACGACCCGAACGUUACGAAAACCUCGUUCGAUUGCGAUCCUUUCGUUGUCAUCUCCUACGGGCGGAAAACUUUCCGCACACGGACUCUCCGGCAUACAUUGAACCCUGCGUGGAACGAGCGCGUGUUCCUCCACGUCCGUCACUCGGAAUUGGCGUUGGGAUGGUUGAUCAAUCUAGCCGUUUACGAUUACGACAAAUUCAGCAAUAACGAUUAUAUUGGGACGGCCGAUCUCAAGAUGGCAGAUCUCGUAGCAAAGUGCAAGACCAGCCCACUGGUUCCAAAUGUGCCAUCACAUAUGCCUACAUACGAGGAGACGUUGACUCUGCAGUUGAAGCGGGCAAAGCCUGGGGCAGCUCCCGCCACGUUGAAAGUGAAAUACACGUUCACGCCCUAUACUGAUCUGAGGAGAAACUUCUGGCUGACGCUCAUCAAGCAGUUCGACACCGACGGUGCUGGGCGGAUUAAUAAAGUACAACUGACGGCGAUGCUAGAUUCCCUCGGGUCGACCUUUUCCGACGAGUCUAUCAACCUUUUCUUCAUCAAGAAGGGGAAAGGGCCGGACGAUGAGCUGGAGUACGAGGAGCUGGUGGAGAUGCUGGAAGGGCAGAUCACUGGCAAGAUCGUGUGCGCCAGAAGGGUUAAGAGCUUCAGGAGGAGCAAGUCCGCCAAAUCCAGCAAAUCGCCUUCUCACAAAACAUCGGACGAACUGCUGCAAUCUGCGUCGAGCUUGCAAUCGGGCAGAUCGGAAACGGAGCACAUUAUACAGAUCCGGGAGUGUCCCAUCUGCAGGAAGAGAUUCCGGCGGAAAGCCGAUUUGGAUGUUGUGAGCCACGUUGCGUUAUGUGCGCACGAAGAUCUCGGCAAAGUCGACAACUUUGUCAUGGGAGGGUUCUUAACGGAAGCCUAUGCCACGAGGAAGUGGUAUAGCAAGAUUGUAUCAUACGUGUCGUAUGGGGGAUACCGACUUGGGAAGAAUAAUGCAAAUAUCAUUGUACAGGACCGAACCACCGGUCAAUUGGUGGAAGAGAGGAUGCCGACGUAUGUGCGACUCGGUAUACGUUUGCUUUAUCAAUUCCGAUCCGGACGGAGUGCGGUCGAGCGGCGCCUGAUCAAAAACCUUUUGCGGAACUUGAGUGUGAAGCAAGGAAAGAAGUUCAACAAUCCGCUGAGCAAGAAAGCUAUCAAGCACUUUGUAGCUUUCCACAACCUUCCUCUCGAUGAAGUGAUGGAGCCUAUGGACAGCUUCCAAAACUUCAACGAAUUUUUCUACCGGAAGCUCAAGCCUGGAGUCCGGACACUGGCAUCACCAGACCCACGAGUAGCCGUGUCCGCCGCCGAUUGCCGUCUCAACUGCUUCACGAGUGUUGACAAGGCCAAAGCUCUGUGGAUCAAGGGGCGGGAGUUUACUAUACCCAAUCUGCUUGCCGACGAGGAAAUGGCCAAAAUAUUCGAUGGCGGCUCGGUAGCGAUCUUCCGGCUAGCUCCACAAGAUUACCAUCGGUUCCACUUCCCAGUCGACUGCACGGUGGGCCCAACGAAAUGGAUAGACGGGUCCUACUUCACCGUCAACCCAAUGGCCAUCAGGACGACCGUUGACGUUUACACGGAAAACGUGCGUGCCGUCACAUACUUGGAUAGUCCCGAGUUCGGGAAGCUUGCAUAUGUGUCUAUCGGUGCCAUGAUGGUCGGAAGCAUCGUUCUGACAUCGAAGGAAGGAACGCAGGUCAAGCGGAUGGAUGAGCAUGGGUACUUCGCAUUCGGAGGCUCAACAAUCAUCCUGCUCUUCGAGCGCGACGUGAUAGAGUUCGACGGAGACCUGUUGGAGAACUCGGAGCAUAAUCUAGAAACGCUAGUGAAGAUGGGUAGUUCGUUAGGACGACGGAAGGAUUCGCCGUCGAAUUGAAGUAGAGCAACGCCGGUCGGCGGCGAGGGCUUAGAUUUGCUGUAGGAUUUUUGUUUUCGUGGAAGGUGUUCUUUUUUGUGAGUCAUUUUCAAUACACGCAGUGUGCUACGAGUUUGGCCUGCUGUCAUGGUCGGACGCAGAGUACUCCACUGGGUGGCAUGCACGCGGUGCAGACGCAUGCCGAGCCC
Messenger RNA from Fimicolochytrium jonesii, 3189 nucleotides. RefSeq names its product phosphatidylserine decarboxylase-domain-containing protein. The record is from RefSeq and is a predicted model, not a curated record. Gene Ontology annotation, biological process: phospholipid biosynthetic process. The transcript is spliced from 20 exons. Gene Ontology annotation, molecular function: phosphatidylserine decarboxylase activity; calcium ion binding. The coding region runs from base 398 to 3001 and encodes 867 amino acids. NCBI's taxonomy places the organism in Eukaryota, Fungi, Chytridiomycota, Chytridiomycetes, Spizellomycetales, Powellomycetaceae.